AUGGAUCGCUUAAUAACCGCACAAUGCGUAAAAAUCGUUAACACCUACUACAAAAAAGGUUUCGAGGGUAAAAGUUUGAAGAAAUUUGAAGAUACUGGAUCGGCUACAGACAUGGUAAGGCUUAGCCAAAUACCACUUACAACUACAUCCAUACAAACUCCAGCUUACACAACAGCUCAUCAUUGGCAACGCCGUUCAUACAUCGACUGGGUGCUUGAACAACGCAAUAUCAGCACGGCACUCAACAAUGUGAGCGUCUCUAUACCGUCGGCCGUGAAACGUGGCGAUAAUGCCAUCUUAAUCUGCAAUUACAACCUGGAAUAUGACAAUCUAUAUACAGUUAAAUGGUAUCGCGGACGUCGUGAAUUUUAUCGCUACACGCCGAAGGAGAAUCCAGCGUUGAAGAUAUUUCCGGCUAGUGGCGGUUAUACGGUUGAUAUGACUGAGUCGAAUGCAACACAUGUCUUCAUCAGAAAUCCCACAUCUGGCAAAUACAGUUGCGAAGUCUCAGCCGAUGCUCCAUCGUUUGAUACAUUCUUUGUUUCAGGGGAAAUGGAAGUAGUUGAAUUGCCCACACAACGUCCGGUUAUAACAGGAGUUCAUUCACGUUAUCGUCUUGGUGACAUUAUCAAUGGCAACUGCUCAUCAGAUUUUUCAAAGCCUGCAGCGAAUUUAACUUGGUGGAUCAAUGAUAUGCAGGUGCCACCACACUCAGUGCGUACAUUUGGUAUUCAACGUCAUUUUGUGGAGAAUCUUGAAUCCGCUGUGUUGGAAAUCAACUUUAUUGUCACAUUGCAUCAUUUUAUCAAGGGUCGACUUAAGCUGAAAUGCUCUGCGCAUAUUUACGAUAUUUAUGUGCAAGAGGCAGAGAAGCUUAUUGAAGAAGAUCGUCCGCGUAUCUUGGCCUCAGGCCGUUCACCAGAACUGAAUAUAUACCCCUUUGAUCACUUGCCGAGCGCAGAAGGAUUUGAUGAACAUAAUGAGUUAUAUUUAACGCAUAAUAACAACCAUCCAUCAGCGGCUGCGAGAUCGGAGCUCUCUCGUGAGUCACAAUUACUCACAGCCACAACAGCUUUUGUACUCAUCACCGCAAUCAACGGCUUUUUGAAAUCUACAAUAGAAGCAAUUAUUCAAGCAGCUAAAGGAAGUCACUUGCAGGCAGCAAGUGAAAAAGUAGAAAAUGCCACCGAAAACAAAAUUAUUUUACAACACUGUCAGAUAAAUGCAAAUGGGGGUGAACUUAAUAAAGAAUAUGCAGAGCAAAUUGAAUUGUUAUUCACGAGUGGGGCGCAUAAAACGCGGUGAUAAGUUGUAGCGACGAAAUAAGCUUAUAUAUAAAAUAAUUUGAAUUAAAAAUAUUCAUAAUGA
Molecule: messenger RNA, 1368 nt
Organism: Ceratitis capitata (Mediterranean fruit fly)
Lineage: Eukaryota; Metazoa; Arthropoda; Insecta; Diptera; Tephritidae
Gene: beat-Ib
Exons: 8
Coding region: 1-1305 (434 amino acids)
Source: RefSeq, a predicted model, not a curated record